This is a messenger RNA of Radiomyces spectabilis, 705 nucleotides long. RefSeq lists its product as uncharacterized. NCBI's taxonomy places the organism in Eukaryota, Fungi, Mucoromycota, Mucoromycetes, Mucorales, Radiomycetaceae. The transcript has 3 exons. Bases 1 to 705 code for a protein of 234 amino acids. The record is from RefSeq and is a predicted model, not a curated record.
AUGAACAAUAGUAGCUGCGCCGUGGAUUCAAUACGUCGUCUUCCGGAUCCUGAAAACACAAAUAAUUACGAGCAAAUACCCUUUGCGUUUGUGGAAGAAUUAUCUUCAAAGAAUGUUUUCCUGCGGUUACCAAGUGAUUUCUCACCCUUGGAAAGAAUGAUUUUGCAAGCAACAGGAAAUCUCCAACGAUUGCUAUCAGCCUUUUACAAUGUUCCGAGCCGUGUAGAGAUUAUAUACAAUAAUAUCAUACCAUACACCGAUCACCAAACUGUCAGCAAAGGUGUUUGCAAUACAACGCAAACUCAGUUUGAACGAAAAAUCAGAAUGUACUUUGAUGAUAAAGUAGCCUAUGACGCCGAAUCCAUCCUGUUAGUGAAAGAUCAAACCGUACUUGAGCUCAUCGAAAAGCAUAAAUACGGCCUGGGUCAAAUAUUUGGUCACACACAUCGGACACCGGAUUUCGUGUUACAUUCCGUCGGACGUCAUGGCGAUGCGCCUGGUGCCUCCUUCUGGAGAGAUUACACUUUGACCAUUCCAGAUGUCCUGGACUGCUUUAUUCGCGAGACCUUUGUAGAGGGUCUCGUUGAGCCUUUUUCCGGUAGUCGCUCCACCGGCACAAUUUGGUAUCGAGCUUCCAAUGAUACCUCGAAGCAAUUUAUAGAGACCAAUGGCCAGCUAUCGUCAGAGGUUCAAAUAAUAAGAUAA